Molecule: messenger RNA, 1016 nt
Organism: Betta splendens (Siamese fighting fish)
Lineage: Eukaryota; Metazoa; Chordata; Actinopteri; Anabantiformes; Osphronemidae
Molecular function (GO): mRNA binding; metal ion binding
Source: RefSeq, a predicted model, not a curated record
CUCAACGCCAGCCCAUCCGCGUCCACCGCGUCCACCUCGUCGCGCUACAAGACGGAGCUGCUGUGUCGGCCCUUCACCGAGAGCGGCCUGUGCAAGUACGGCGGAAAGUGCCAGUUUGCCCACGGGCCGGACGAGCUGCGGGAUCUUAACAGGCACCCGAAGUACAAGACUGAGCUGUGCCGCACGUUCCACACCAUCGGCUUCUGCCCCUACGGGAGCCGCUGCCACUUUGUCCACAACGGUGAGGAGGAACGGGGUCACUCCUUCUCGCGCUCGUCCUCCUCGUCCUCCUCCUCGUCGUCCUCCCUGAGCGUUCCGCUGCAGCCGCCCAUGUCCUCCCGCUCACACAGACCUGCUCUCGUCAGACAGAGCUUCAGCUUUGCUGGGUUUCCCUCUGUUCCCCAACACGUUCUCCAGCCCUCCUUUCCUGCUCGUUGUCCUCCUGCCCAUGCCUCUUUCACACACGCUCCCUCGGCCUCUCCUCCACCCCGCGCCGACGUCGGCGACCUCCUCUCCCACGCCUUCCUGGAGAUGGACUUCGCCUUUGAGGCGUCCCCGGCCCAGCAGUACCAGUCCCCCAUGGAGCACGUAGCGUCAGCAGAUCCCCGCUCUCCAUUCCUGCCUUCACCAGAUUCUGGCUACUCUCCGUGUGGAUUGUCUCCAGGCAGCUCCGCUUCGUUGAGACGGAGUCCUAACGCUUCCGGGCUCCUUUCAGAACCACUUGGUGCUCGGUCCCUGUCUUCCACGUCUCUGUCAGACCAGGACCAGGAUGGAAGCAGCUCCGCUGGCUCCCUCAGUGGCUCUGAAUCCUGCACUGGCAAUAAUGAAAGCAACAACAGACGUCUGGCAGUGUUUAGUCAGCUCUCUGUUCCUUAGGAUGUCACUGGGUUCAGCCUUUGGGCUGCAAUAUGCUUUAACACAAACACACACUCAGACCUUAGGUAAUAUUUGCAAUACACACACAUUGUGCUCAUCAGCUAUCUAUGAGUACACAGUUCCUUCACACACAACCCAUU